Anopheles gambiae (African malaria mosquito) is the source of this 2843-nucleotide messenger RNA. It is a transcript of the gene mts, whose product is annotated as serine/threonine-protein phosphatase PP2A. NCBI's taxonomy places the organism in Eukaryota, Metazoa, Arthropoda, Insecta, Diptera, Culicidae. The record is from RefSeq and is a predicted model, not a curated record. The coding region runs from base 231 to 1160 and encodes 309 amino acids. Gene Ontology annotation, cellular component: cytosol. The transcript is spliced from 5 exons. Gene Ontology annotation, biological process: peptidyl-serine dephosphorylation; mitotic cell cycle. Gene Ontology annotation, molecular function: protein serine/threonine phosphatase activity.
GGCGUCUUAUGUCAAUACAUGACCCUACGGUCGUACAUGCACCAACCUUACCCCAAGUUACAGUGGAGCAAAACGCAGCGUCGGCCAUUUUGUUAGAAAGAAGUGUGCUUCGCAGUCGCAAAGAUCCGAAAUUCGCAUGAAUUUCGGGACCAACACGGGCCAAUCGGUUGCAAACUAGUGAAAAAACGCGUGAUUGAGACUCUUUGAACGAUUUCAGCAUACCGAUUAGGAUGGAGGAUAAGGCUAUGCUUAAAGAUUUAGACCAAUGGAUCGAGCAACUGAACGAGUGCAAACAAUUGACCGAAUCGCAAGUGAAAAUUCUGUGUGAUAAGGCGAAGGAAAUUCUAUCGAAGGAGUCCAACGUACAAGAGGUAAAAUGCCCGGUUACAGUAUGCGGAGACGUUCAUGGACAGUUCCACGACCUGAUGGAGCUGUUUCGGAUAGGUGGACGAUCGCCGGACACUAACUAUCUGUUCAUGGGCGAUUACGUCGAUCGUGGCUAUUAUUCGGUAGAAACCGUAACUCUGUUGGUAGCACUGAAGGUACGAUAUCGCGAAAGAAUUACGAUCCUUCGCGGUAAUCACGAGUCUCGGCAAAUUACGCAAGUUUACGGUUUCUACGACGAAUGUCUGCGGAAGUACGGCAAUCCGAAUGUAUGGAAGUUUUUUACGGAUUUGUUCGACUACUUGCCGCUGACGGCUCUGGUAGAUGGACAGAUAUUCUGCCUGCACGGAGGGCUUAGUCCAUCGAUCGAUACGCUUGAUCACAUUCGAGCACUGGACAGACUUCAGGAGGUGCCACACGAAGGUCCCAUGUGCGAUCUGCUCUGGUCCGAUCCGGAUGACCGAGGCGGUUGGGGCAUUUCUCCACGAGGUGCAGGCUACACAUUUGGACAGGACAUUUCGGAACUGUUCAAUCACACAAAUGGGCUGACAUUAGUGUCCCGAGCGCAUCAGUUAGUAAUGGAAGGAUACAAUUGGUGCCACGAUCGUAACGUGGUCACAAUUUUCUCUGCACCGAACUACUGCUACCGUUGUGGAAAUCAGGCAGCAUUGAUGGAACUGGACGAUGCACUCAAGUUUUCAUUCCUACAAUUUGAUCCAGCUCCGCGUCGUGGUGAACCACACGUAACCAGAAGAACGCCGGAUUAUUUCCUUUAAGAAGAAUAUCCUUAUAAUAUGAUGCUGAAGAAAUAGCAGAAAUAAACAAAUUAAGCAGGUACACCACACACCGAGAGCGAUUAAAAGUGAAAAGGGAGAAGGAGCCAGGCCAACACUAAAAUGCAUCAAGAAAGGUAGAAGAAGAGAAAAGGGCAAACAUGUUAAGCAAACUUGGCGUAAUGGUACAGAAGAAAAAAUGACAGAACAUACAGAAAAAGCAAGAAAAAUAACGCGUAAAGUCUCGUACAACACAUUUAAGCUUAAUAAUUACAUCGUAAUCCAAUAACAAAAAAAAGAAAUGGAAGAUCUAUUAUUUAACAAAACGAGGGGAACAUCCAAACAGAACGACAAGCGAUUUUUUUUGCCAAGCAAAUCAGCAUUGUGUGAAGGUGGUGGUACUGAUGAAGGAAGAAAAACAAAGGAAAUAAAACAAAUCCAUCGCCCAAUGUUUUCGCCAAUGCGUUCGGGGACUCUACCAUAACAUCGGAUAAAUCAAGUACCAGCCGAACGGUGCAGCUGCAGGAAGGACAAUUGAAUGCAACUCAGUUCAAUCGCAUCGUUGGUCGACGUAAGCGGCGGAUCCAAGAAGCAGGUUAACGAAUGAAGUGUAGCCGAAGGUUUGGCUCGGUCGGGCUUGUUGAACUAUUGUGCAGCUUAUUUCUGACAAGAAUUCCGCACAGUAAAAAAACUAAGGAGAGGAGAAACACAGUUUAAUUUUCACACGCCACACGAUUGAUUUUCUAAACCGCCCCUCAAUUGCAAGGGAUUGGUAGAAACGGGGGAAAGGGUAUGCAUUAACAAAACCAUCACCACCAUCAUGGUCAUGAAAUCCCGCUUGUUGUGUAGACGCGCGCGCGCUCGCUCGCUCGCUUGUCUGUAUGUACGUGUGUGUGUGUGUUUGUGUAAAACAUGCUGAGAAGACCGAUUUGGUGGGCUUGCAAAUGAUCAAUCAAUAGAGAAAGAAGUUGCAAAGUGCACGCUGUGCUGUCCUGCGUUGCAACUAGACUGCAUCCUUUUCGGAUGAUGAAACGUAAGAAGGAGGAGCAGGAGGAGAGGGAGGUUGAGGCGCAGUAGUUUUGAGAAGAGAAAUGGGUGAACAGUAAUACUACUCUACUACUACUACUGCUACUAUUAUUACUUAAGGUAAAGGCAAGGAAAGGAAGCAAAAAAGAAUGAUGUCGAAAAGUAUCCGUCUGCUUGAGAAAGGGGAAACGAAACAGAGAGAGAGCGAGAGAGAGAAAGGAAAGCAAAAGAAAGGAUUGGAAAUGAUGUGCACACUAUAUGAAAGUAUUUGAAAGUCAGAAAGCGUAAGAACUCUACCCCCUCCCGUGUCUUUACACGUUGCUACCAACACGACGACCGGUACGUUAUGAUUCCCAAUAUCACUAUUUUACUGGUUUCAUAUGUUACGUCCUGGUUCCGAUAUGUAUUGUGCAUUAGUAACCCCUUCCUCCCUCCCUCUCCAUCCCACUAACAGUUAGAGAGCAAACAAUGAGUAGCAGCAGGACCGAAACGCGUACGCGUACACUGGAACGUCGGUGCGUCGGUGAACUUAACCGAUUUUAUGCUGAAAAUAAGUAAUAUUUAUUACUCAUGGGACGCUGGGUCGUGGUAGUGUUUGCCGAUUGAGCGCUGUAUGGGCUUGAAGCUAGGAUGUCACACAAUAAACGUAUGCAAAUUAUA